Molecule: messenger RNA, 741 nt
Organism: Oldenlandia corymbosa var. corymbosa
Lineage: Eukaryota; Viridiplantae; Streptophyta; Magnoliopsida; Gentianales; Rubiaceae
Source: the annotation of a GenBank genome assembly
AUGGCCACCAUUUUCUCUCCCUCUGCAGUUCUUUCUUCCUCCUCCAAUGCUACUCCAUCCUCUUCAAAGCCAUCAAUUUCACCAUCAACAUCAAGAUCCCAUGUCGGAAUUCCGCCUCCCAAAACAGCCUUCACUACCUUAGCCACCACUCUGACCGCCACUGCAUUAGCCACAACAAUCCUGACCUCAUCAACACUCCCUUCAAUAGCAGCAGACUCACCUUCAAAUUACUUUAUAUACUAUGGUACAGCUGCUAGUGCAGCCAACUACGGCGGCUAUGGUGGGAAUUCGGACAAGAAGGCAUCGGCAGAGUACAUUUACGAUGUCCCUGAUGGAUGGAAAGAGAGGCUAGUAUCAAAGGUUGAGAAGGGAACUAAUGGAACAGACAGUGAAUUUUACAAUCCAAAGAAGAAAACGGAGAAAGAAUACUUGACGUACCUUGCUGGUUUUCGGCAACUUGCCCCAAAAGACGUUGUGCUGAAUAACUUGGCAUUGUCAGAUGUGAACUUGCAGGACCUCAUUGCCAGUGCUGACAGUGUGACAUCAAAUGAGAGGAAGGAUGAGAAUGGUCAAGUGUAUUACGAGUAUGAGAUUGAUGGAGUUGGUGCUCAUAGCUUAAUAUCAGUAACUUGUGCAAAGAAUAAGUUAUAUGCUCAUUUUGUAAAUGCUCCAACACCAGAAUGGAACAGAGACCAAGAUGCAUUGAGGCACAUCCACCAGUCAUUCAAAACAGUGGGAUAA